AAAAGGAGAGGCUCAGCCUGCCUGCGCUUCUCAUGCACAACCUCACAGUUAGCCACAGUUAGGUUCCAAGCAUGCAUGUAUCAUGCUUCGACCCACUGCGAUCCUGGCAAAAGCAGCCCACCGUGCCAGAAGACAAACAACCCGCCCGACGUCUACCCACCUCCCCCAAACACUCUGUCCAGUCUCAGUCCCGGUCACCCUGCCCGUCCGCCGGUGAUACCAUGUCAUCCACCCACCGCGCCGGUCACAAACUUCACUCGAUCGUCCUGCCAUGGAUUGAAAGUCGUGGAGUCCUCGACCGGCAGAGCCGACCUAGAAAAGCGUCCCCACUGCCUCGACCCGACUUGAAGCGAUGGGGAUUGUCCUAGACCUACCCACAAAUCCACCGACCUAUUCUCAUUUGCAAAAAGGGCAUCCCGAGUCCCAAAUCCAUAGAGGGACACACUGCGUAGCGGCGACGAGAGAGUAGUUGCGAAGAAACCUCCCUCUACAGAUUGCAACCCAGCCAUUGAUUGCAACCCCUCUAAUGUCCUCUCCUGAUAUCCCCGUCCUACCGAGAACCCACUGCUGAAAAAGAUACAAGUGGAAGCGUCUCCACGUGGUUGUCCAAACUCCUUGCAACUCACUCCAGGAUCUUCAACUAAUCCCAUGGCCCUGACGAGAUUGCUGUCGCGCUACUGCAAGUAGAACGCUGCCAGACGGGCAUCUGUUCCAUGACCAAACGCGAUCGAUCCUACCCCAACCCUGAGGUGUCGAACCAGACCACCGAAAGUCUCUACGAACUCGGACUCCUCAAUCGUCCUCGAACACGGUCUCGCUCCAGCACAGCUGAAUCCAAGGCGGCGCACUACCAGCAUCCGCGAGGUCGUCACGACGGCUACCCUCCUCGCGCGAGCUCUUCGCUGAGCGGCGCCGCCCCAAAUCCCAGCUUCAAGCAAUCCAGCAUCUCCUCCGGCACACUAUUGGGGAGGCCGCAUACUCCCAACGAAGGCCGACCGCGCACCAGGGACCAGCGUCUUCCUCCUUCGCCGACCGCGAGUGUCCCGGGCGCGGGGCAUCCUAUGGCUGGCAUGCUCGAUACCGAUCGCGCACGCUCACGACGCGAGAGAACGUUUGUGGGCGUAGAAUGUGCUGCGUGCGAAGAGCCAUUGGAGCAUACCCUGAGAGGGGAGAGGGUACUCCAGUUCUCCUGCGGGCAUGUGGCACAUGAAGCUUGCUUUUACGAGUACAUUCGCGAGGCCGAUUCACAGUACUGCCCAACAUGUGACGCUCCUCUAGGCUUGGAUUCUUUUCGAGGUGGCAGCAUAUUAGACCUCAGCAAGUUGAGCAACAUGGUCCGAGCUGUGGCCCAAAAGGACAUAACCUCGCCAAGAAGCACCCAGACCACCCCCAUGCCGUGGGACAAACAGGAGGAUUCCUAUAGCUCUCGAGAUGUGCCUCAGCGACACAGCCGCGACAAUUCCAACCGAGAUAGUCGAGACAGUCAACGGUUACGUAUUGAGCGCUUGGGCAUUGGACAGGCACAAUCCCAGCCAGCAACGAGCACGAAACAUGCCCGAACGGACAGUGGCGGCAACGCCUCGUCUGAUUAUACCCAUGACCAUGGCAGCCAACCUUCCCGAAAACAUGAUUACGACCUUCACGCCAUGGAGACAUCUGUGCCUGGCGCAGCCAUCAAGGACACGAAGCAGUCUAUCCCGGCGCCAAUCGUGACCGUGCGCAGCGAAUAUCCGACACUGACUCGUUCUCAGCAGCAACAGAGUCUAACGUGUCUGGUGACGAUUGAGGUUCCGGAAGGCAAAUGGCAGCAACAUCUGGAUGAGGUCCAUAAUACACCUCCAGUGCCGCCGCUGCCGACUGACUCGGGCAUUGGCAUGCCGCCAAGACACCGACACGAACCGCCGCACGAGCUUGAUGUCUAUGAAUCUCCCGAAGUGCUGGAACAGAUCACAGAAGAGCUCCAAAUGCGUGUGGACAACUGGCACGGACUUGAGUUCCAGAGGUUUGGCAAUUUGCGUCUGCACGGCGUCAUCCGUGUCGGAAAGGACCGCCAUUCGUGGCAGGAGCUGGAAUGCUACCUCUUCGGCGAGAUGCUCAUAUGCGUCAAGGAGAAGAAGAAUGCGCCCCCCAUCAUCAUGGACUCCGGUCGGAAGCUGACGCGGUGUACGCUGAAGGGUUCUAUCCUGAUCAGAAAACACCUGAGGCAAGUGCAUGCCUCUCCGGACGAAAACAUUCUCACUCUGAAUCUGUCCGUGGCUGAAUUACCGACGUUCCAUCUGCUUUUCCAGGACCGAGAGAAGCUGCACCUCUGGCAACGAGCCUUGCGCAACCUACAUUCGAGUGAUUCAUCUAUUCGUUACCCAGAAUACGAACAGGACACGUCGGGUACGGAUGAAGAGGAAUACAGCCGGCAGCAAAGGAGUGUCCGGCGCGUGCCUUCUAUCACGUCUUCGUACGGUGGCCCCAAAUCAGCCACCACCGCCGCCACAGAGUAUUCGAUGCACAAAGCUCCCCUCGAUACCCGAGUGCCUUCCUCUUUACACAUCCCUGUUGACGUGGUUGUGGUCAUCCCCGUGUCUUCUUCAAUGCAAGGCCUGAAGAUCAAACUGCUGAGAGAUACCCUUCGCUUCCUGGUAUCCAAUCUCGGUGAGCGCGACCGGAUGGGCCUCGUCACGUUUGGCUCAAGUGGUGGGGGCGUGCCACUGGUAGGAAUGACGACCAAGACCUGGUCGGGUUGGAAUAAAGUCUUGAGUUCAAUCCGGCCGGUUGGGCAAAAGAGUUUGCGGGCGGACGUGGUGGAAGGCGCCAAUGUGGCCAUGGACCUGCUGAUGCAGCGCCGAGCAGCCAAUCCCAUCUCGACCAUUCUCUUGAUUAGCGACUCGUCAACUUCAGAGAGUGACAGUGUGGAUUUUGUUGUUCAAAGGGCUGAAGCUGCAAAGGUUGGGAUCUAUUCCUUCGGCCUCGGGUUGACGCAUAAGCCGGAGAGCAUGAUCGAGCUCUCGAGCCGCACGAAAGCCUCAUAUCUCUAUGUCAAGGACUGGAUGAUGCUGAGAGAGUGCGCUGCCGGUGUCCUCGGAGCACUUCAAUCGAUAUCGCACCAAAAUGUCAAGCUGAAGCUGAAGCUUCCCGAAGGUUCACCGGCCAAAUUUGUCAAGAUAAAUGGCGCUCUGCAAACAACCAAGAGGGCGAGCGGACGAGAUGCCGAGGCGACCUUGGGGGAUCUCCGGUUUGGCGACAAGCGAGAUAUCCUGGUGCAACUGGCCAUUGAUCCAGACACGACUACGCAAGAAGCCGCCCCGCAGGAUCCAUGGGAGUCGAUAGUCUCAGGCCUGGAAGCGCUGGGCGGUUCCUUGGACAAUGAUGAUCAGCGUCCGCAAAGCGUGGAGGAACUCCCUCUUAUUCAAGCCGAUCUGUCUUUCGGCGAUCUUCUGCGAGAAGGCUCCAUCACCCAGCUCGCGCGACCGUCUUUGUUAACCAUUACAAUGCUCCCUCAGAGCCAACGAUCCCGGCAAAACGGCAGACCACCUACACCACCCAUUCCUCCUCAUCCCUCUAUCGUGCAGCGGCGGAUGGAGCUGCUGACAUCCGACAUGCUGAGCCGGGCUCUUACACUUGUGGCACGUGGCCAACAUGAACGAGCACAUCAUUUAUUGAACGAGACCCGGACGAUCCUCAAAGGCCUGGGCAAAGGAGGACUGCCUCCUCUACCUCCUGGGGCCAGCCAUCUUCCAACCAACAAACGCCACACCCCUCCAGGAAAGUCAGCGAGUCCUCGAGCGGGAUCACCAGAGCAGACUCGUGAUCGUAGUCCGCAUUCAGAAACAAGCACCCCCAUUCCGCGCACUACGGGCGUCGACCACACUGUGAUGAAUGCCCUUGAUGCCGAUAUUGAAGCCAGCUUGGAAUGGAUCAAUCACCCGGCCGUCUUCACCCGUGAUGCCCGCAAAGCUGUGCUGCAAGCCAUUGGAGUGAUUUCCUCCCAACGAGCCUACACCUUCCGCACCGCCUCGGAAUCUAUUUGGGCCGAAAGGAUACCAGGAGUGAAACGAUUGACCGAAUUAGCCAGAGAAUGGAGGGAAGCCGCAGACGAUGCGUUGACCGAAGAAUAAUGAAUUGUAUUUACGACACAAUCUCGUGGCGUUUAGACCGGUUCUGGGGCUUUUGGGUGCACAUCUUUCGAUCAGUUCAGAUUCGUCCUGUUUUCAGCAAGCAGCGGAUUAUGGGUUGGAUGAUUAUCUUCCGGCAUGAGGAGCCCAGCGAGAUUGUGGCGUCACUGUUGUAUUUGAAUACCCCUGCAGUGCGUGCUUUUCCAGAGGGACUUGACGAUUGGUUGUCUGAAAAGCAGUUCAUAGAAGAAUCCAUGCGCACGGCGAGCUACUAGUUAAUGCUGCCUCAAUACAGGUAUCUGGUAUCUACAGUACUAUAAUUUAUUUGGAGUUGUCGUGCCAGUGGCAGUGAAUGCCCUGGUGAAGGUAACAUUGAAGUUGACGGUG
This is a messenger RNA of Exophiala dermatitidis NIH/UT8656, 4493 nucleotides long. RefSeq lists its product as uncharacterized. The record is from RefSeq and is a predicted model, not a curated record. The transcript is spliced from 4 exons. The coding region runs from base 714 to 4109 and encodes 1131 amino acids. Lineage: Eukaryota; Fungi; Ascomycota; Eurotiomycetes; Chaetothyriales; Herpotrichiellaceae.